AUGGACUCGGUAUUGAAACAGAGAAGAGUAUCAUCUAUUCCCCGACUUCCGGAUGACGAUUCUGGAGAAGUCAUUACCUCUUUGCCCCCGCUAGAGAAAUCCCUUCCCCCACUACCUUUAGCUUCCUCGUCACGGAAGUUCAACUCUGCAGAUGAUAUACAGAGCAACAUGAGUACACCUUCUACUUCAUCAAGUACUACACAGUCUUCGUUGAAUGUGGCUAAAAAGUCUGAACCUACAGUUUCUACAACAACCACACAUAUCAGUUAUCAGAAUCUGAAGGAGGAUGUUUCUGUUGAAUCACUAGGCAGCCAGUUGGAUCACCUCAAUGAAUCAGAUGAGACUCAAAAGCAUACUCAAUCGGAAACCGAAGCUGAAAUCGAUUUUCAAAAAGGUGGGAUUGUUGUAGAGUCGGGAAAUGGUACCGAAAUGUUGUCAUAUAGAAGGCACAGCAGGAAGGGAACGCAGACCGAGAAUAUUCGAGUUUUACCAACAACUCCCAAGACAACUAACAACUCUGCCAUGUCAUCUCCACAAACAUCUAUUACUACCUCAUAUGCUAUCAACAGCACUAUUCCAGAUUAUUUAGCAACUCCUAAACAAAAAGCGAUUGACUAUAACUUGUACACAGAUGAAAAAUAUUUAGAUACCCAAUUCAGAUAUGCUUCAAACAAGAGAGAUGAUGAAUUCCAUCGUAUGUUUCCAGACAUACCUAAAGGUGAUCGUUUACUGGAUGAUUUUAGUUGCGCAUUGAGUAGAGAAAUACUACUACAGGGUAGAAUGUAUGUUUCUGAACAUUAUCUAUGUUUUAACUCAAGUCUACUUGGUUGGGUGACUUCAUUGGUGAUUUCACUUGAUGAGAUUCAGAAAUUUGAGAGGAAGUCUACGGUGGGUUUGUUUCCUAAUGGAAUAAUUAUUGAAACAAGGGAAGCGAAACAUAUAUUUGCAAGUUUUAUAUCAAGAGAUCAGACUCUAAAUUUUUUGGAAACAAUUUGGUCGAAGUCUGUAAGUUUGAGCCAGAAAAAUCAUGAGAAAAUUAGGGAAUAUGAAUCGCUAUCUUCUAGGACUUCAUAUGAAGGACUACAUGAGGGUGUCAAGUUACUUUCUGAAAAAGACCUAUAUACCAUAGAUGGUGACACGUCGAAUGAAGAAAGUGAUUCUGAAAGUAGUGGUGACCAAGUUGAUUACUCAAAUUCUAUCAAGUCCGAUGCAGCAUAUGUGAUAAGCCCUGAUAGUGAAAGCAGGUACCCAGGUCCUAAGGUUUAUCAAGCUUCAUCCUAUUCAAUAGACUAUGAAGCUACUGGGGAAACUGUUGUCUUGGAAAAAGAUUAUCAGAUUCCUUUGGGGCUACUUUUUGAAAUAUUUUUUGGAGAUGAUAUUUCAUUUCAUAAAAACAUGAUGGUACUGAAUGAUGGUGAAAAUUUUACAGAUUAUGGAGGCUUGAACAUGGAAGGUGAUAAGAGAAGUUUUGAAUAUGAUAAGAAGCUUAAUUAUCCAAUUGGGCCAAGCUCGACUCGUGUUUAUUGUACUGAGAAAUUAGAGCAUCUAGACUAUGAGGACCAUAUCGAAGUAUUGAAUAUUACCAAAACUCCUAACGUUCCUUCAGGUUCGUCUUUCGAUUGUAGAACUAGGUAUCUAUUUAAAUGGUCACAAAACGGGAAAUCAAAACUUAUCAUAACUUUCAAAUUAGAAUGGUCUGGUACCUCAUGGUUUAAAAAUAUUAUUGAAAGUUCGGCGAAGAGCGGACAAAUGAAAGCUGCUAAUGACGUUGAUGUUGAGCUGCUAAAAACCAUACCUCAGAAAAUGCUUGAUAAUGAAGUUUCCUAUGAAGAUACGAAUCCACUUUCUAUACAAUCACGCAAAACUGAUAAGAGAUUUCCAGGUCCAAAAUCGCAAUCAGCCUCCACUUAUAGUUUCAACUAUAAAGAAAAUAAUGAAACUGUUGUUUUGGACACUGAAUUUUCUAUUCCUAUGGGACUUUUGUUUCAAAUCAUAUUUGGAGAUGAUUUGACGUUCCAUAAACGCCUAAUGGAGCUAGGUGGUAGUAGUAAUAUUAGUGAGUACCAAGGUUUGGUUGAAGGAAGAAGAGAAAGAAGCUAUGAAUAUGAUAAGGCCUUAAACUAUUCCAUCGGGCCUAAAUCGACACAUGUCUACUGCACAGAGAAAAUUCUUCAUUUAGAUUAUAAUGAUCAUAUUGAAGUUUUAAAUAUCAGUAAGACUCCUGAUGUCCCAUCUGGUUCAGCAUUCGAUUGUAGAACUAGGUUUUUAUUCAAAUGGGGGGAAACUGGUAGCACAAAACUCAUUAUAAGUUAUAAAUUAGAGUGGACUGGUAGCUCAUGGUUUAAAGGUGUGAUCGAGAGUUCGGCGCUUAGUGGACAGAAAAAAGUUGGUGAAGACGUUAAUAUUGAGCUUUUGAAAAUUAUUCCACAAAAAGUCAUUGAGUUUGGUGUUAAUGAUGAGACUACUCAAAUAGAAGAGGAAAUCAAGGAAGUAAGAAAAGAGACGAGAGCUGACAAAAAUGUCUUACCUAUUGAAAAAGAGGUUGGUUUCUUUGAUUGUCAUUUUUUAUCAAAACAAGUCAUCGAAACCCCAUUUGGAGCUGUCGCUAUCACGAGGAUCAUCGUCAUUCUCCUUUUAAUCAUUUUGAUGCAGUUUGGAGUAAUCAUGUACCAGUUUAAGACAUUGAAACAUAUUUUGAAGUGUCAAACCGAAAGUUUAUCUGUUAUUAGUGAACAUUUGUUGAACUUAGAGAAUCAUCCAGCAGCCAAUCAAGGGGAUAUUAUUUUUUGA
Molecule: messenger RNA, 2790 nt
Organism: Pichia kudriavzevii
Lineage: Eukaryota; Fungi; Ascomycota; Pichiomycetes; Pichiales; Pichiaceae
Exons: 1
Coding region: 1-2790 (929 amino acids)
Biological process (GO): intracellular sterol transport
Cellular component (GO): cortical endoplasmic reticulum; endoplasmic reticulum-plasma membrane contact site; endoplasmic reticulum membrane
Molecular function (GO): sterol transfer activity; sterol binding
Source: RefSeq, a predicted model, not a curated record